Molecule: messenger RNA, 1289 nt
Organism: Euleptes europaea (tarantolino)
Lineage: Eukaryota; Metazoa; Chordata; Lepidosauria; Squamata; Sphaerodactylidae
Gene: ACAA1
Product: acetyl-CoA acyltransferase 1
Exons: 12
Coding region: 1-1281 (426 amino acids)
Biological process (GO): fatty acid beta-oxidation; phenylacetate catabolic process
Cellular component (GO): peroxisome
Molecular function (GO): acetyl-CoA C-acyltransferase activity
Source: RefSeq, a predicted model, not a curated record
AUGAGGCGCGUCAAGGUGGUUUUGGGGCACCUGCAGGGCGGGGGGUCUCCGCCGAGGCCCCAGGCCGCCCCCUGCCUCGCCCUCUCCGGCCGCGCCCGCUCGGCCGCCCCGGACGAUGUGGUGGUGGUCCACGGGCGGCGGACCGCCAUCGGGAGGGCCAAGCGGGGGGGCUUCAAGGAAACUACACCUGACGAGCUUCUGGCUGCGGUCAUGACAGCCGUCCUGAAAGAUCUCCAGCUGAAACCUGAGGAGCUGGGGGACAUCUGCGUGGGAAAUGUACUUCAACCCGGCGCUGGCGCAUUGACAGCAAGAAUUGGACAGUUUCUAAGUGGCAUUCCAGAGACGGUUCCAUUAUCCUGUGUCAACAGGCAGUGUUCGUCUGGAUUGCAAGCAGUGAUCAAUAUAGCGGGAGGCAUCCGGAAUGGGUCUUAUGACAUUGGCUUGGCUUGUGGAGUAGAAAGCAUGUCUCUGCGCGGUGUUGGCGAUCCUGGAGACGUCAGCCCCCAUAUGAUGGAGAAUAGCAAUGCCAGAGACUGCCUGAUCCCAAUGGGAAUAACUUCGGAGAACGUGGCAGAAAGAUUUGGCGUCUCCCGGGAAAAGCAAGAUGCCUUGGCAUUGGCUUCCCAGCAAAAAGCAGCCCGAGCCCAGCAGAUGGGGUGGUUUAAAAAUGAGAUCGUUCCUGUGACGACCACAAUCACCAACGACCAAGGCAAGGAGGAAACGAUCACGGUGCUCCAGGAUGAAGGGGUCCGGCCAGGCACUACGCGGGAAGGGCUGGCCAAGCUGAAGCCAGCUUUCAAGGAGGGGGGCACCACCACUGCGGGUAAUUCCAGCCAGGUCAGCGAUGGCGCUGCUGCUGUUCUUCUGGCCAGACGCUCCAGGGCAUCGCAGCUGGGCCUUCCUGUCCUGGGGGUGCUGAGGUCCUUCGCUGUGGUCGGAGUCCCACCCAAUGUCAUGGGCAUAGGGCCGGCCUAUGCCAUUCCGGCAGCUCUGGAAAAGGCUGGUUUGACUGUGAAGGAUAUUGAUACCUUUGAAAUCAACGAAGCUUUUGCUAGCCAGGCCGUGUACUGUGUGGAGAAGCUGGGCAUCCCCAUGGAGAAGGUCAAUCCUCUUGGUGGCGCCAUCGCCUUGGGGCACCCCCUGGGUUGCACCGGAGCUCGGCAGGUGGUCACUCUGCUCCACGAGCUGAAGCGGAGGGGGAAGAGAGGCUACGGAGUGGUCUCCAUGUGCAUCGGGACAGGCAUGGGCGCAGCAGCCGUGUUUGAGUACCCAGGCAACUGACCCCCCCC